ACUGCAGUAAUGCUCGGAAAUUUUUGAACUUCCGGUUUUUGAAGGUUCCCGCAAAAUCUGAUUUUUUGGAAACUUUUUGAGAGAAACACAGAUGAGUGCAGAUGAAAAGAUAGAGGUGAAUGGUAAUGGUGUCCAUGGUGACGAGAAAGUUGUCAUCCUAGAUGCUGGGGCACAGUAUGGCAAGGUGAUAGAUCGUCGUGUGAGAGAGUUGAAUGUUGAGACAGAGAUACUUCCCUUAGAUACACCAGCAUUCUGUCUGAAGGAGAAAAAAUUCAAAGCCAUAAUCAUAUCUGGUGGUCCCAGCUCGGUAAAUGACAAAGAUGCUCCGAGAUUUGACCCAGACAUUUUCAGUAUCAGUAUACCUGUCCUAGGUAUAUGCUAUGGUCUACAGAUGUUAAAUGUAACAUUUGAUGGAACAGUGGAGAAAAAAGAAACCAGGGAAGAUGGUCAAUUUAAUAUUGACAUAGACACAACUUCUCCUCUUUUCAGUGGUUUAGAGAAGACUCAGGAAGUGUUGCUAACACAUGGUGACAGUAUAGAGAAGGUGGCACCAGGCUUUAAACCAAUUGCACACUCCGGCAACUUGAUAGCAGGUCUAGCAAAUGAAGAGAAGAAGUUGUAUGGUGUACAGUUUCAUCCAGAGGUAGAUUUAUCAACCAAUGGCCAACAGAUAAUGAAGAAUUUUCUCACACUAUCGGGCUGUCACUUUACAUACACAAUGGCUUCUAGAGAGUCUGAGUGUUUGGAAUAUAUCAAACAGACAGCUGGAGAUCAUAAAAUACUGAUGUUGCUCAGUGGUGGAGUGGAUUCAACAGUGUGUGCAGCUCUGUUACAUAAAGCUCUCCCAGAUGAUCAGGUGAUUGCUCUACAUAUAGACAAUGGGUUUAUGAGGAAACACGAGAGUGAACAUGUGGAAACAUCUCUCAAUAAAAUUGGCCUCCAUGUCAAAGUGAUUAAGGCGGCACACCAGUUUUAUAGUGGAAGAACGUUUAUCACAGGCAAAGGUGAGGGCAAAAAGAGAAAAACAAACACGCUCAACACAACAGUAGAUCCAGAGGAGAAAAGGAAAAUAAUCGGAGAUACUUUCAUGAAGGUUGCAAAUGAAGUAAUAGAGGAGCUGAAUUUACGACCAGAGGAGGUUUAUUUAGGUCAGGGUACGUUACGACCAGAUCUCAUUGAAAGCGCGUCAGAAUUGGCAAGCGGGAAAGCAGAUGCAAUAAAAACACAUCAUAAUGACACAGAUUUAGUGCGAGAAUUGAGAAAACAGGGUAGAGUUGUUGAACCGUUGAAAGAUUUCCACAAAGAUGAAGUACGUGCAAUAGGACGAGAUCUCGGUUUACCCAGUGAAAUGGUCAGCAGACAUCCGUUUCCAGGUCCAGGUCUCGCUAUACGUGUGAUAUGUGCGGAGGAACCUUACAUUUGUAAAGACUUUGCAGAGACUGCUGUUAUUAUCAAAUUUAUUGUAGAUUUUGCUCAGGCAUCCAAAACUCCACAUAAUUUACUGAGUAAAAUUUUGAAGAGUACAUCAGAGGAAGAACAAGUAUUUCUAGAACAGUUCAGUAAAGACAUAAAUCUCACAACAACUCUACUGCCAAUAAAAACAGUUGGUGUGCAGGGUGACUGUAGAACAUACAGUUAUGUUGCUGCACUCUCAUCAAAACAAAAACCAAAACACUUAGAUUGGAACAAAGUGAUGACACUGGCUAAAAUUAUACCUAGAAUUUGUCAUAAUAUAAACAGAGUUGUAUAUAUCUUUGGAGAUCCAGUAAAGUUUCCAGUUGAGGAUAUCACUCCCACAUAUCUCACAGAGGGCGUGUUAAGUACGUUACGACAAGUGGACUAUGUUGCUACAAAAGUUUUACAUGACACUAAGUGUACACAUAAACUCAGUCAAAUGCCAGUUGUUAUAGUGCCAUUACACUUCGAUAGAGACCCUUCACAACAUCAGCCGUCGUGUCAAAGGUCAAUAGUGAUACGGACAUUCCUAACACAUGAUUUUAUGACUGGAAUAGCAGCUCAACCAAAUAAACACUUGCCAAUUGAAGUAAUAGAGGACAUGGUAUCAGCUAUAGAAACUGUUCCAGGUAUAUCUAGGGUGAUGUACGAUCUCUCGUCUAAACCACCGGGUACCACAGAGUGGGAGUAACCAAUCAAGAUUGCAGAGGUCAGACUGCAUAAACAACAACAAAUGGUGCUAUGUAUAGAGAUUGUUAAAAGUGGAAAUCGCAAAAUUGAUGAAUCUCAAAAAAAUUUUGCUGAGUGAAAACUUAGCUUCCAGAUGUAGGGACAGAGGUUGUUAACUAAUUAAGAGUAAUAGGAAUGGGAGAAAAUGCAGUAUAUUGAACUACACCAUGGUGCUUCGCAUUAUUGUCACAUAUAAUUUAUCAUUAAACAUGCUUUAUUAAUCAUUUCAGAUUUGCUUAUAAUACUCUGUGUAGCACUGAAAAUGCGUAUCAGUGAAAUGAAGUUGAAAUUGGGCCUAAUUGCUGCACACAACAUAAUUUUUUACCAUAUACUGUAAAAGCUUAUAUUUUCGCUGUGUCAAAAUUUUGCGAAUUACAAAUACAGUCUACUCGGUAUCUCAAACUCGCUUACCUCGAAAUACCGCUUAAGUCAAAGAAAUUUUCAAGUCCCGUCAAAUUUCCUUCUUUAUAUAUGUAAUUCAAGUCUGGUUACGUCAAAAUUUGACUUACCGAGAUUCCGGAUGUGUCGAAAGGGAUUUUCAGCCCCGUCAGUAAAAUUCAAGUGCACUGUAAACUCAGUAAGUCGAAGUGAGAAAAAUAUGCGAUAGAAUUUCACACAUCUCAUUGUGAAUGUGGUUGGUUUUUAACACAUGUUUAACACAUGUUCAUGUUUAUUGCCUAACCAAAAAGCCAUGAUACCAACAUAUCAAAGGUGUGGCGAUUAUCAAAGUGAGAUGAUGUCAUACUUGUUUGCAUGUGCCAUAAUGAUAAUUGUUUGAUGUAAACAUUAGACUUCUUAAUCAGCGAUCAUUUGUUUUUGAGACGUUAUGAAAAUUGCUUUUAAUUUAAACUAAAUGAAUUAAUUAGCUUGAACAGUUGGGAUCUUUAAUAAGGAUUAAUUAGAGGUAAUCCCGAUGAGACUGUAUCAAAAAUUAACUUCUUUGGGGAAAGCAUCAUUCGUUCAAAAUGUCAGAUCGAAAUGCUGUCAAUCCUCCGGGAGAGAAACGUGGUACAAAAAGGAAACUUGACUCAAAAACAUUUGAGGUUAGUAUCAUUUUUAUUCUUCGAAAACCUGAAAACUUUGAUAAACAUAAACUGUACGGAAUUGUGUACACGUGAAGUUCCAAGAGCGUAUACACGUCAUCAAGGAAACAGUUUUUAUUUUUUAUUAAAUCUUUUCGUAACUUAACCAACUUUUUUUCAUCAUUCGUCCAGAUACAUCCCUCCUCAUAACUUGAAUUUCGGUUAUCUCGAAAUAAGAAGCACGGUUCCUUGAAAUUCGAGAUACCGAGGUUCGACUGUAUAAGAGUUUGUUCGCUUUUGGGCUUUUAAUAAGUGGGGUGUACAUAAAAGUUACACAUCGUAAAGCGUUAGCUUUAGGCUGUCUAUCGUAAAGAUUGAUUGCUAUUAAUUGUAUAGAUGUUUUAAGACUAAAUUACCUGUAAACCACAGCAACUCUAUACCUAUAACAACACGGCUUUACAUGAAAUCUAUAUUAAGGGGCAGCGAUGUCAAUGUUAAAUUGAAUAUUUGAAUGUUUAAUUAAUUAAACACCCUAUAAACACAAAAGUUAUCAUAUCAUUCUAAAUUUAACAGUUACAGGGUUUGUUUUGUCCGUCUUUAAAAUUAUACUAACAUAUAGGUCUUACACCACCAUGAAAAGCUGAAUAUUGCCAUAUGAUCUAUAUAUGUGUUAGUAUGACUUAAACUUGGCAAUAACAAAAUUCACUGUUGUUUAGCAAAAAGAUGCUAUUUACCCGUUUGGUUUAUAAUGUAGAUAGCAACUUUUGCCAAUAGUUAAGAUUAGAAGUAAGCACAACAAUAACAUAAGGACCUGGGUAGCACUGUGAUCCUAUAUGCAAAAUAAUGAUAAAAAAAAACACCUGUAACUAAUUAACAAUAAUAUACUAAAUAUAUAGUGCUUCAUUUUUAUUUAUUCUAAAUGAUACAGAAGCAAAGGCAUUAGUUACUGUAGGGAACAUGCUGAAACAGCCAGUGAUAUUUGUGGAUAAACUGUUGAAAAUUGGCAAUAAAUAAACAAAUUAUUAGCUGUGUAAUUGUAUUUUCAUUUUACUUUUUCACAUUGAAAAAAAAAUUAAAUGUAUAUUGUCAAAAUCCAAAAUAAAGAUCUUUCUAUUCAAAAUGUACAAAUAUUUUUAAAUGAGGCAAUUUGUGCCAUAGCUUGUGAUAACCUUCUGUUGUUUACUGUACUCUGUUCUGUUCUGUCAACGUUCAUGCUGCAAAACUGCUUCCAGUGAAAUUUGAUACUAAAAUUUUUAUGUAUAUGUUAUUACUUUGGUGACUUACAACUUUGUCCUGUAAUUCCGUUGGCCCAGCCAGUACAAUAGCAUUUUCAGCUUUUGUCUUGUAUUGUUACAGGCAUGUGCAUAAAAGUUCUUUUAUUCUGUCAAGCUGCAUGUUUUGUUGUGGCUGGGAGACUAAAUAACAUUACGAGACACCAACAAAAGCUGAAAAUGUUUGUUUUGGUAAAAAUGACACAUUGAAAAACAGCAUUUGGGAGACAAUCUGCUUCAAAGUUUACAGACAAGUUGUAUAAAAUGGCUGAUGCAUAUUUAAGUAACGCCAUUUAACAUGUUUAAAAUGCAAGUUUCCAAUAACAUUUUAGACUAAUAUUACAAACUUAAUUGGGAGACGUGCUGUACUUGAUCUUUUUAUUGAUCCUAUUACCAUAGUUACAGUGAAACUAAAGAAAAGUAUUUUAUCUUGGUUAAAUAUAUUAUAUUGGUGGACAGUAAAAUCUGUUUUUAACUUGUGCAUGUACAUUGAAGUAGUUAUUGAUAAAGUUGAAUGAAUUCA
Messenger RNA from Mercenaria mercenaria, 5000 nucleotides. RefSeq names its product GMP synthase [glutamine-hydrolyzing]-like. Gene Ontology annotation, molecular function: GMP synthase activity; ATP binding; GMP synthase (glutamine-hydrolyzing) activity. Bases 92 to 2146 code for a protein of 684 amino acids. NCBI's taxonomy places the organism in Eukaryota, Metazoa, Mollusca, Bivalvia, Venerida, Veneridae. The transcript has 16 exons. The record is from RefSeq and is a predicted model, not a curated record. Gene Ontology annotation, biological process: GMP biosynthetic process. Gene Ontology annotation, cellular component: cytosol.